GCUCGGCUGCCGGAAGCGGAAGUAGACGAGCGGCCGCUCGCCGGGCUGUUCCCUUGCGAGGCCCGCGAGGGAGCCGAGCCGCGGCACAGGCGCGUGUCCGCUUCUCACUGGCGCAACCGUCGCCGCCCCGCCCCGCCCCGGCGUCGUCGCAGGCGUCGCGGUGGAGCGAGCGCGCCCGGCCGGGGGAUUUGCUGCAGAAUGGGCCUUCUGGUUGUCCUAGCUGGACUGUGGCUGUGCUCCUCAGUCAAGGCAGAUUCCAAAGCCAUCACGACCUCUCUUACCACGAAAUGGUUUUCCACUCCCUUGUUGUUAGAAGCCAGUGAGUUUUUAGCAGAAGACAGUCAAGAAAAAUUUUGGAAUUUUGUAGAAGCCAGUCAAAAUAUUGGAUCACCAGACCAUCACGGUAGUGAUUUUUCCUACUAUCAUGCAAUAUUGGAAGCUGCAUUUCCGUUUCUAUCACAUCUACAGCAGAAUUUGUUGAAAUUUUGUCUGUCUCUGCGUUCCUACUCGGCUACAAUUCAAGCCUUCCAACAGAUAGCAGCAGAUGAACGUCCCCCGGAAGGAUGCUCCUCCUUUUUCUCAGUGCAUGGGAAGAAGACGUGCGAUGCUGACACUCUGGAGAAUCUUCUGAUCGCAGCAUCUGGGAGACCCAAACCCUUAUUGUUCAAAGGAGACCACAGAUACCCCUCCUCUAAGCCUGAAAGCCCAGUGGUGAUUUUUUAUUCUCAGAUCGGCUCUGAAGAAUUUUAUAAGUUGCAUCAGCACCUGGUAGCCAGCAGCAAUGCCGGCAGAAUCAAUUAUGUGCUCAGACACUACAUAUCUGACCUGAGGAAGGAGCCCGUCUAUCUCUCCGGCUAUGGCGUGGAGCUGGCCAUCAAGAGCACUGAGUACAAGGCCAAGGAUGAUACUCAGGUGAAAGGAACUGAGGUAAAUACCACAGUGAUCGGUGAAAAUGAUCCCAUUGAUGAGGUUCAAGGAUUUCUCUUUGGAAAAUUAAGAGAGCUGCACCCUGACCUGAGCGGACAGUUGAAAGAACUUAGGAAGCACCUGGUCGAGAGCACUAAUGAAAUGGCGCCGCUGAAAGUCUGGCAGUUGCAAGACCUGAGUUUCCAGACUGCUGCCCGAAUCUUGGCUGCUCCCACUGAGUUAGCUUUGGUGGUUAUGAAGGAUCUUAGUCAAAACUUUCCUACCAAAGCCAGAGCAAUAACAAAAACACCUGUGAGUUCAGAACUUAGAACCGAAGUGGAAGAGAACCAGAAGUAUUUCAAGGGAACUUUAGGAUUACAGCCUGGAGAUUCGGCGCUGUUCAUCAAUGGACUUCAUAUUGACUUAGAUACACAGGACAUAUUCAGUUUAUUUGAUGUAUUGAGGAAUGAAGCCCGGGUUAUGGAGGGCCUGCACAGGUUGGGAAUUGAAGGUCUUUCUCUGCAUAAUGUUUUGAAACUGAACAUCCAGCCCUCUGAGGCAGACUAUGCUGUGGAUAUCAGGAGUCCUGCGAUUUCAUGGGUUAACAACCUGGAGGCGGACAGCAGAUACAGUUCCUGGCCUUCUAGUCUGCAGGAGUUGCUCCGGCCCACCUUUCCUGGUGUUAUCCGGCAGAUCAGGAAAAACCUGCAUAACAUGGUCUUUAUAGUUGAUCCUGCUCAUGAGACCACAGCAGAGCUGAUUAACACGGCUGAGAUGUUCCUCAGUAACCACAUACCACUGAGGAUUGGCUUUAUCUUUGUGGUUAAUGACUCUGAAGAUGUGGAUGUGAUGCAGGAUCCUGGAGUGGCCAUCCUGAGAGCUUACAAUUAUGUCGCCCAAGAAGUGGAUGAUUACCAUGCCUUCCAGACACUGACAAGUAUCUACAACAAAGUGAGGACUGGUGACAAAGUGAAAGUCGAGCACGUGGUCAGUGUGCUGGAGAAGAAAUACCCGUAUGUGGAGGUCAAUAGCAUCUUGGGGAUGGAUUCCGCUUACGAUCAGAAUCGAAAGGAUGCAAAGGGCUACUAUGAGCAGACUGGAGUCGGGCCGCUGCCGGUCGUCCUGUUUAAUGGCAUGCCUCUUGAAAAGGAGCAGCUUGAUCCUGAUGAGUUGGAAACCAUCACAAUGCACAAGAUUCUGGAGACCACAAGUUUUUUCCAGAGAGCAGUGUACUUGGGUGAACUGUCCAAUGAUCAGGAUGUAGUGGAGUAUAUCAUGAACCAGCCAAACGUCGUUCCACGAAUCAAUUCUAGGAUUUUGACAGCUGAUCGAGAAUACCUGGAUUUAACGGCAACUAAUAACUUUUUUGUGGAUGAUUAUGCAAGAUUCACUGUUUUGGAUUCCCAAGACAAGACUGCGGCUGUCGCCAACAGUAUGAGCUAUCUGUCAAAGAAAGGAAUGUCCUCCAAGGAAAUCUAUGAUGAUUCUUUCAUUAGGCCAGUAACUUUUUGGAUCGUGGGAGAUUUUGAUAGCCCUUCUGGAAGACAAUUGUUAUACGAUGCUAUUAAGCAUCAGAAAUCCAGUAACAAUGUGCGAAUAGGCAUGAUCAAUAAUCCCAGUGAAGAUAUAAGCUAUGAGACCACGCGGGUCUCUAGAGCAAUCUGGGCUGCUCUCCAGACUCAGACCUCCAACUCUGCCAAGAACUUCAUCACAAAAAUGGCCAAGGAGGAGACAGCAGAGGCCUUGGCUGCUGGAACUGAUGUUAGAGAGUUCUCCGUUGGGGGCAUGGAUUUCAGUCUUUUUAAAGAGGUCUUUGAAUCUCCCAAAAUGGAUUUCCUUUUGUCUCAUGCCAUCUACUGCAGGGAUGUCCUGAAGCUGAAGAAGGGACAGAGGGCAGUGGUCAGCAAUGGACGGAUUAUUGGGCCACUGGAGGAUAAUGAACUCUUUAAUCAAGACGACUUCCAUCUCCUGGAAAAUGUCAUCGUAAAAACAUCUGGACAGAAAAUCAAGUCUCAUAUUCAACAGCUUCGGGUAGAAGAGGAUAUGGCAAGCGACUUGGUCAUGAAGGUGGAUGCUCUUCUGUCAGCUCAGCCAAAAGGAGACGCAAGAAUUGAGUACCAGUUAUUUGAAGACAGACACAGUGCAAUUAAACUGAGACCAAAGGAGGGGGAGACGUACUUUGACGUUGUGGCUGUGAUUGAUCCUGUCACCAGGGAGGCACAGAGACUUGCACCGUUGCUCUUGGUUUUAACUCAGCUCAUCAACAUGAAUUUGAGAGUAUUUAUGAACUGCCAAUCUAAACUUUCCGACAUGCCUUUAAAAAGCUUUUACCGUUACGUCUUAGAACCAGAGAUUUCGUUCACAUCUGAGAAUAGCUUUGCUAAGGGUCCAAUUGCAAAAUUUUUGGAUAUGCCGCAGUCUCCUUUGUUUACUCUGAAUUUGAACACACCUGAGAGUUGGAUGGUAGAGUCUGUGAGAACACCAUACGAUCUUGAUAAUAUUUAUUUGGAAGAGGUGGACGGCGUCGUGGCUGCUCAGUAUGAGCUGGAGUACCUGCUGCUCGAAGGCCACUGCUACGACAUCACCAGCGGCCAGCCCCCACGAGGGCUGCAGUUCACGCUGGGCACAUCGGUGGACCCUGUCAUUGUCGAUACCAUUGUGAUGGCCAACCUGGGCUACUUUCAGUUAAAGGCCAAUCCAGGGGCUUGGAUUCUCAGACUCAGGAAGGGACGUUCUGAAGAUAUUUAUAGAAUAUACAGCCAUGACGGCACCGACUCUCCGCCUGACGCAGAUGAAGUCGUUGUCGUUCUCAACAACUUUAAGAGCAAAAUCAUCAAAGUCAAGGUUCAGAAGAAAGCAGACAUGUUGAAUGAAGACUUGCUGAGUGACGGGACAAAUGAGAAUGAAUCUGGAUUUUGGGAUUCGUUCAAAUGGGGCUUUUCUGGAGGACAGAAGACUGAAGAAGUCAAGCAAGAGAAAGAUGACAUGAUCAAUAUAUUCUCUGUUGCAUCCGGUCAUCUCUAUGAACGAUUUCUUCGCAUAAUGAUGCUCUCAGUACUGAAGAACACCAAGACUCCUGUGAAAUUCUGGUUCCUGAAGAAUUACUUGUCUCCCACAUUUAAGGAGUUUAUACCUUACAUGGCAAAUGAAUACAAUUUCCAGUAUGAGCUUGUUCAGUACAAGUGGCCCCGGUGGCUCCAUCAGCAGACUGAAAAGCAGCGCAUCAUCUGGGGCUACAAGAUCCUCUUUCUCGAUGUGCUGUUCCCGCUGGUUGUUGACAAGUUCCUGUUUGUGGACGCUGACCAGAUUGUUCGAACGGAUCUAAAAGAGUUAAGAGAUUUCAACUUGGAUGGCGCCCCUUAUGGCUAUACUCCUUUCUGUGACAGCCGGAAAGAAAUGGAUGGCUACAGGUUUUGGAAGUCGGGAUACUGGGCCAGUCAUCUAGCUGGAAGAAAGUAUCAUAUCAGUGCACUCUAUGUCGUGGAUCUUAAGAAGUUCAGGAAAAUAGCUGCCGGUGACAGACUCCGGGGCCAGUAUCAAGGCCUAAGUCAGGACCCUAACAGCCUUUCCAAUCUUGAUCAGGAUUUACCCAACAACAUGAUCCAUCAGGUGCCAAUCAAGUCACUCCCUCAAGAGUGGCUUUGGUGUGAGACGUGGUGUGAUGACGCCUCUAAGAAAAGAGCGAAAACCAUCGACCUGUGUAAUAACCCGAUGACCAAAGAGCCCAAGCUAGAAGCAGCUGUUCGAAUUGUGCCGGAGUGGCAGGACUACGAUCAGGAGAUCAAACUGCUACAGAUCCGCUUUCAGAAGGAGAAGGAAAUGGGAGCGCCGAAUAAUGAGUCAGGCCGGGAAGGACCUCAGAAACAUGAAGAGUUAUGAUCUUCAAAGGAAGACAGGAAAUAGCACCAUUUGCAAAACAAACACUUUUUAUAUUAAAUGCUAGAUUUUUUUUCUGAUCUGCCUACACAACUGCUGACCCUCUGGCGAGCAGGUGUGCUCCGCAGCGGAUUCUGAACAUCGAUGCUGAUGCCUGCCGCACCCACUGGCUCUGGAUCUCGGGGAAGAGACUCUCUUGGAUUCAUACCUCAGAGGAAGACGAUGGGGCUGAUUUCUGGGGACUCUGCAAAGAGCAGCUGUCUCUCUAGGAGAGAAGAGUGCCAGAAGCAGCUGGAGGAGAGCCGUCCCGCGGCACCCACCCCGGGCCGUACACGCACUGUGCUGACUCGGGGAGCUCGCCCGUUGCAGCCGCCAUCUCCCUUACCUCAGUUUUCUGGCCACAGAGCCGGGUUGCUGGUACCGCCCUGCAGAGGCUCUGUUCAGGCCCGCACGCCUGGAGGCUUCCGCCAGUGCUCCCGUGCCCUUCCCGCAUCCUCCUCCCCAAGCAUCAGGUUCACUGCUGAAUCAAAGCCCAGCCGAUAAUCAUGUGUCUCCGAGUUGGCCCCCCAGCAAAUUUGGGGCCUGGGUGGGUGGGGGGUCAAUCAGGGUGAAUGGGGGAAAAUGUUGGGGUGUGGGGUGGGGAAGGUGAGGAUGGCCAGAAAUUGGCUGUUCCCUUUUUAUAAACUAUCACUCUCCUUGUGACAAAUCGGAAAUGAAAAGCAUCAUUCUUUGUUUCUCCAGCCCCCGCGACCUUUCUAGGUAAUUGUUUUGUAAACGAUUUUUGUAUCUGUGAAA
Molecule: messenger RNA, 5577 nt
Organism: Erinaceus europaeus (western European hedgehog)
Lineage: Eukaryota; Metazoa; Chordata; Mammalia; Eulipotyphla; Erinaceidae
Gene: UGGT1
Product: UDP-glucose glycoprotein glucosyltransferase 1
Exons: 41
Coding region: 199-4785 (1528 amino acids)
Cellular component (GO): endoplasmic reticulum
Molecular function (GO): UDP-glucose:glycoprotein glucosyltransferase activity
Source: RefSeq, a predicted model, not a curated record